AUGAACGAUUUUCAGGUGUGCACAAAGUACGCGGAGGCGGUGUACAGAUACGAGAAGACCUUCCACCUGCCGCCGCAGACGGUGAGGGUGGACCAAUGCGCGGAUAAAGGCGUGCCUUUCAUCGUGGGGGGCGUUGAAGCCACCGCCAAUGAGUUCCCGCACAUGGCGCUGUUGGGUUACGGUAACGAGAAGGCGCCCAGCUGGGAGUGCGGAGGUUCGCUCAUCAGUGAGCGCUUUGUGCUCACCGCCGCCCACUGCAUCACCACCGAAUUGGGCAGCCCGAAGGUGGCGCGCCUGGGGGAGCUGAUCAUCUCGAACGCGGACGAGCGCAACCGCCACGAGGACUUCGCCGUGGCGCAGAGCAUCCCGCACCCCGAGCACAAGUCGGGCGUGCGCUACUUCGACAUCGGCCUGCUCCGCCUGGCGCGCGACGUCGCCUUCACCGCCUCCAUGCGCCCCGCCUGCCUGCACCUCAGCAUGGACAUCGCCGCCAGCGAGGCCAUCGCCACCGGAUGGGGGUACACGGACUGGAUUUCACCUGAGAUUUCGGAUCGACUUAUGAAAGUGAAACUGCCUUUUCAAAAGACUGAGCUCUGCAGCAAAGCGUACAAAACCCUUAGCAACACGUUUCGGCUCAGAAGAGGGAUUUUAGAGGAAUCCAUGAUAUGUGCAGGAGGCAAAGUUGGAAAAGACACUUGCAGGGGUGAUUCAGGUGGCCCGCUGCAACUGAAGUUGUCGACUCCGUAUUGCAUGUUCGGAAUCGUGGGCGUCACGUCCUUCGGCCCCAAAAGUUGCGGCAAAACUAUCUCUCCUGCGGUCUACACCCGCGUUUCACACUACGUGCCGUGGAUCGAAAGCAUCGUCUGGCCCAGCCAGAAAUAAGGCUGUCUUUCAUUUUAAUAUUUAUAUUUUUAUUAAUUAUUUGCUUAAAGCUGGAGACUGAUAUUUAAGCCAAGACUGCAAGAAUAGUGCUUUUAACAAAUCAUAAACACAUUUUGUGUUUUUCUAGUCUAUAAUUUUCACAAUUGUGGUUAAUUUAUUUAUGUUUUAAUAUUAAUAUAAGAGAAGAUUAUUAAACAUGAGCAUAGAACACGGGAACCUAAAAUUCAUUAUUAAUUUUAUUUAUUAAAUUAUUACCAUUUUAAGUUCGGUAAAAUAUUAG
Molecule: messenger RNA, 1162 nt
Organism: Gryllus bimaculatus (two-spotted cricket)
Lineage: Eukaryota; Metazoa; Arthropoda; Insecta; Orthoptera; Gryllidae
Source: the annotation of a GenBank genome assembly